AUGGCACUAUUUGAAGAUUACCUAGAUAUAGAAGCGUUGGAAGAUGUACGGGAAAUAUCACAAGUUUAUGUUUGUGGUAUAUGUGAGGAGAUUUGCAACAGUUACUUAGAUCAUAAAUGUUUAAAAAAAUAUAAAAAUCAUCAUAUCGAUGAGAAUCAUUAUUGUUAUCCUUUACUAGAGGAUGGUGUUACAUUAAUCCGGCGUGCUUUAUUGGAAAAUGGACGUGAGGAACUUAUUACGGAGAAAAUUUAUUCAAUAAGUAAAGAAAACAACAAAACCUCUGGCAAUUUUCAAAUUCCUAAUUCCAAAAAUAAGAAGGUUAAAACAAAAGCGCAAUUUUCUGUAUCUCCAAAUAAACGAUUAAAUGAUACUGAAGUCGAGUUGUUAAUAAAUGAGGUGCAAAAAAGAGUCCCUCUGUGGAACCAUCAUGUUCCCCUCAAGGAAAGAAACCGAGAAGCUGUUUUAAACUUGUGGAAAGAGGUUUCAAUGGCAUUGAAAGGUAAGCUAGAUGCUGAAGAAUGUAAAAAAAAAUUUAAAUAUAUUCGGGAUACUCAUCGUAAAAUAAUACAAAAUGAAAACAAACCAAGUGGUUCAUCAAGGGUCGAUUCUACUGAUGAAUGGAAAUAUUACAGAUGUUGUGAAUUCCUACGAGAUACUUGCUUAAUUCGCCCAACUAGAACAAACGUAGAUGAACAUGCUACCGCUGGUUUUAAUAACGACGAAAGCUUUAAUAAUGAUUCAUCAAAUGCUGUGGACGACAGGUUUGACGAAAGUACUGACCAGGAUAAUAAAUCUGCCAAUACAAAAGGAAAAAAACGUCAGGAAAUUGCGGAUUCUGUAAAUGCAAUCAACCGUAUCGCUGAUAUUAUUAGUAAAGAUAAAACAUCAGUCGCUCUACCGGAACCGCCAAAAUUGGAUCAAGUUGGUGGAUUUUUGAUCGGUAUCGGCUAUCAGUUACGACAGCUACCAGAUGAUGUCCAAGUGCAAACCAUUAUUGAAAUUUUACAGUUGAUUCGAGAAAAAAAUAACCUAUACGUACAAAAUUAG
Messenger RNA from Cotesia congregata, 1047 nucleotides. The record is from the annotation of a GenBank genome assembly. Lineage: Eukaryota; Metazoa; Arthropoda; Insecta; Hymenoptera; Braconidae.